Molecule: messenger RNA, 2421 nt
Organism: Cajanus cajan (pigeon pea)
Lineage: Eukaryota; Viridiplantae; Streptophyta; Magnoliopsida; Fabales; Fabaceae
Product: putative zinc transporter At3g08650
Biological process (GO): zinc ion transmembrane transport
Cellular component (GO): membrane
Molecular function (GO): zinc ion transmembrane transporter activity
Source: RefSeq, a predicted model, not a curated record
UUCCAUUUAAUGGCACUAGGGUUUUGAAUUAAGUCUUGUCCCUUUUCUUUUGUUUUGUCAUCAUUCUCCAUUCUCCAACCAGCAAUCACCAAUUACACACCUCUACAUUUUAAUCCUAAUUUUGCAGAUCACUUUUUUGUUUUUUUCAUGACGAUGAUUUGCUAUGAUGUCAAGUUUGUUUGGGGGAUAUCAUUUGAAUUGAAUAAUUAUUAAUUACCCAUUCCCAUGAUUUUUAUCCAAUAGUUGUGAAUAUGUGCAUCAUUCUCUCUCUAUGUUGAUUUCGGCCUCAAUUCUAUGUUAUGGAGUUGUAACUUCUGCAAAAUUCGAUUUGGGGCCUCUGGAUGGUUGACAGGGAUUUUGUAACACAACAUGGCCCCUAAUCUUAAGCCCAACUUGUGUGUUCCAUUCUUCUUGUUACUGCUAGUGCUUCUUUCCUUGGGUAGUUCCAGCGCAGAAUUUGAGCAGAAACUCAGAGCUUCUCCACAUAAAAAUGUCAUUGAUGGCACUGGGGAGGAGAGUUCCUUCAAGUUUGAGGAAACGAAUAAUAGCAGAAAGGGUGGAAGCAGUAGAGUUUCGGUUUCCACAGUUGCAUUGUUUACAUUUGCAAUGGCAGCUGCAACUGGUUUAGGUGCUGUGCCCUUCUUCUUUGUGGAGCUUGAUCCGCAAUGGGCAGGGUUGUGCAAUGGGAUGGCAGCUGGUGUCAUGUUGGCUGCAAGCUUUGAUCUCAUACAGGAAGGUCAGGAUUAUGGCGCUGGAAAUUGGGUUGUCGUUGGGAUUCUUGCUGGUGGCGUCUUUAUUUGGUUAUGUAAGAAGUUUCUUGAGCAAUAUGGGGAAGUAAGCAUGUUGGAUAUAAAGGGUGCUGAUGCAACCAAAGUUGUUCUUGUAAUUGGAAUAAUGACUCUCCAUUCUUUUGGGGAGGGAUCUGGGGUUGGGGUCUCUUUUGCUGGCUCAAAGGGAUUCUCUCAAGGCCUACUGGUAACUUUGGCUAUUGCGGUACACAACAUUCCAGAGGGAUUGGCUGUGAGCAUGAUGCUGGCAUCGAGGGGUGUCUCUCCACAGAAUUCUAUGUUAUGGAGCAUUAUUACAUCUUUACCCCAGCCAAUUGUAGCCGUUCCUUCAUUUAUUUGUGCUGAUGCAUUUAGUAAGUUCCUGCCUUUCUGUACGGGGUUUGCAGCUGGAUGCAUGAUUUGGAUGGUUGUUGCAGAAGUGCUUCCUGAUGCAUUCAAGGAGGCGUCUGCUUCACAGGUUGCAUCGGCAGCAACACUUUCAGUAGCAUUUAUGGAAGCUCUAAGCACCCUUUUUCAGAAUUUCAACCGUGAAUACAACUCUGAGGAUGCUUCUGGCUUCUUUGUUUCAUUGCUUUUCGGCCUUGGCCCAUUACUUGGUGGGGUUAUUCUUGUUGCAUUUGCUCUUGCUUUUCGUUUUCAGCAUGCUCUCCUCAUGGGCAUAGCAUGUGGUAUUGCCUUUGUUCUUGGUGCUUGGCGACCGUUUCAACUUAUUUUGUCUUCAAAAUUAGGAUUUGUUCCUGUGGUGUUACUCCUGGCAAUGGGUGCUGCUUUCAUCCAUGUCUCUAGCUCAGGUGUAUUGAAGGUGGCAAGUCGCAAGAAGACCUCGGUCAACGACUUGCCUGCACUCACAGGAUUCCAUGUGAGUGUUCAAACCCUUCAAUCAGUCAUAUCAUGUGGUGCAGUUGCUCUACAUGCUUUGGCUGAAGGACUUGCACUGGGAGUAGCUGCACCAAAAGCAUAUGGAUUUGGUCGUCACAUGGUUCUUCCAGUAUCUCUACACGGGCUCCCUCGAGGUGCUGCCGUUGCCAGCUGCAUCUAUGGUGCCACUGAUAGUUGGCAUGGUUCUCUUGCAACAGCUGCCAUAAUUGGAUUUAUGGGUCCGAUAUCAGCAAUUGGUUCUAUUCUUGCUGGGAUUGAUUACAGUGGUCUUGAUCACAUUAUGGUUCUGGCUUGUGGUGGAAUAAUUCCAAGUUUUGGAAAUAUAGUUAAGAGAGCACUUAGCUUGGACAAGCAAAAGAGCACCUGCGGCCUCAUUAUGGGAAUUGGGUUUGCUACCUUGUGCCUGACAUUCACUAAAUUAGUUUGCUUGCACACACCUUACUGCAAUUCUGCACCAGAGGCUGUUAGAUAAAACGAGUGUGCUGCAUUUCCUUCAUUCUCUAUUAUCAUGUGCUUACAACAGUAGAACAUAUUUCUCUAGCUUGUUCUCCCUGUACAUAUUGCACAAAUUUGAAGAGUUCGGAGAAAUUGUAAAUAGGGAUUGGUUGCAAGCGGAAGUUCCUUAGAGAUUGAAUACGGGUCAUGUAUACCGACAAAACAACUGUUCUUCUUUAUUUUAGUAAACAGGCUUUCUCCUUUGGUCUCGUUUGUUUUAGGGCAGCCCUUGAAAAGAAAAUUUAGAACUUGAGGCAGA